Racocetra persica is the source of this 1433-nucleotide messenger RNA. Lineage: Eukaryota; Fungi; Glomeromycota; Glomeromycetes; Diversisporales; Gigasporaceae. The record is from the annotation of a GenBank genome assembly.
UUGGUCAAGCUUCAAGAAAUUUUGACCCAUUAAUCUCUAAUAUCAUAGAUUUAGUUAAAAGUAUUCUUGAUGUAUACGAAAAUGUUCAGUUUAAUAAGAAAAUUUGUGAUUGUUUAAUUGAUCGGGUCGAGUCUGUUGAGAUGGCUAUCAAGUCAUUGAAACGGCAUAAAGAUGAAAAUGCCAGGUAUUUCUUUAAACAAACCAACUAUAAUGCCUUUCAACAACUUAUCGUUGUUCUCGAAAAGAUACAGCAAUAUAUAACGGAUGUAUCUCAACUUCAUGGAUUGCGAAAGUUUUCCGAUAUAAAGGAUAUAAAAAAACAAUUUGAAAAAUUAACUAUAGAGUUUGAUAUAAUAGUUAGCACUUUGAAGCUUAAAAUGUCUUUUUCCGAAAAAGAACAAUCAAUAAGAGAUAAAAUUGCUAUAGAUGAUGAUAUUAACACAAUGACAAAGAAUUAUGUCGCUGAAACAAAUAAGGCAAUUAAAUUCAAGGCGAAAAUAAUACCAUCUGACAAAAUAUUAAAUCCUGAUGGUCCAAGUAGAGGAAACGUUCAUAGGAUGUUUUAUGAUAAUAAGGCUGUUGCGUGUAAAUACUUUGAUAACGAUCAAAAUUCAAGGUUUCACUACGAAUUAUCCAUGCUUUAUAAUCUAAAUCAUUCUGAAAAUAUUCUUAAAUUUUACGGUCUUUCUGAAUUGGAUGAGGGUCAAAGUCAAUUCUUGGUUUUUGAUUGGGCUGACUUUGGUGACCUACAGACUUUGUAUGAAACUUAUGACCUUGAUUGGCCAAUCCGACUACAGUUGGCUGUUGGUAUUUGUCGCGGAUUGUUAUUCUUGCAUGGUUGUCAAAUACUUCAUAGAGAACUUCGAUGUCAAAAUGUUGUGUUUGCUAAUUCCUACUGUCCUAAUACAAUUCAACGAGAUUUCACAAAAAUAAUUAGAGCAGCUUGGCAAGAUGAUCCUACUCUUCGUCCAGGCCUUCAUGAAUUAUUUAUUCAAUUGGACAAAUUACAUAAGGAAAAUCCUGUCGAUAAAAAAGUUCACCUAGCAAAGAAAAACCAUAUUGAAGUGGAAACUACUGAUGCCCAGUCUGAAAUAAUUGUAGUCGAGGAAAACAAUGUGCAAGACAAAGAUUUAGAACUUAAAUUUUUGGGUAUAGUUAAACCAAUAUUGUUACUCGAAGAAGCGGCGGAAAAUGGAAAUGCUACAGCUCAAUUUAAUUUGGGUAGAAUGUAUUAUGCUGGUAUGGUUGGAUUAAACAAAGACAAAGAGAAAGGAUUGCAGUAUCUAAAAAUGGCUGCUUUGAAAAAUCAACCAAGGGCUAUCCAAUUUCUAAGUAGUGUGAAAAUAGAUAGUCCACCUUAUAGUCGGAGAAUUGGACUAUUGGAAAAGUGGGUUGUCGGAAAAAUGGGUUAUCGACAAAAUGGCUUUCAGUGA